Phytophthora infestans T30-4 is the source of this 645-nucleotide messenger RNA. RefSeq lists its product as uncharacterized. The transcript has 3 exons. The coding region runs from base 1 to 645 and encodes 214 amino acids. NCBI's taxonomy places the organism in Eukaryota, Oomycota, Peronosporomycetes, Peronosporales, Peronosporaceae. The record is from RefSeq and is a predicted model, not a curated record.
AUGAGCGACUUACAGGACUCUGGCGACGGCUUCUGGGGCCGCACAGAAGAGCGCGAGUUCUCGUAUGUGGUGACGGUGCCCAGUAGUGGCGAAAAUGUUUCAUUAACGGCGGUGCAAGACCGAGAUAUAUGCGCUGGCACGCCAGAGUUCCCGUCGCACGGCCACUGCGUUUGGGACGCCGCGCUGCUGCUCGCCGACUAUCUCCAGAGCAAAGCCAAGGAUGAAGAGGGUGAAGGUCGCUCCGAUUUCCAAGACAAGAAAGUGGUGACAUUGGGUGCAGGGGUCGGACUGGUUGGCAUGGCGCUGGCUGUUCUCGGAGCUCGAGUAAUACUCACGGAUCAGGAAUACGCGCUGCCUUUGCUGAACAAGAACGUGGCCUCUGGAGGCUCUUUAGCGGCAUGGGUGAAAGACACCGACGUGGUGGUUUUCUCGGACGUGCUGUAUAAUGCUGCAGCAUCAAUUUUACUAAUCCAAACGCUGCACCAACUAGUGUCACCAACGACGGAUGUGAUUUUCAGCUUUGAGACGCGAAAUGCGGCAAUUGAAGCGAAUUUCUUGCAGGAACUUAGGAGAACAUUCGACGUAGACGAGUACCCGGACGAGCUUUUCAUCUUUCACGCGCGCCCCAAGCAAGACUGGCGGUAA